This is a messenger RNA of Acaromyces ingoldii, 3599 nucleotides long. RefSeq names its product kinase-like protein. The transcript has a single exon. Gene Ontology annotation, cellular component: cytosol; cytoplasm; nucleus. Gene Ontology annotation, biological process: intracellular signal transduction; protein phosphorylation; negative regulation of glycogen biosynthetic process. Bases 486 to 3221 code for a protein of 911 amino acids. The record is from RefSeq and is a predicted model, not a curated record. Gene Ontology annotation, molecular function: protein serine/threonine kinase activity; ATP binding. NCBI's taxonomy places the organism in Eukaryota, Fungi, Basidiomycota, Exobasidiomycetes, Exobasidiales, Cryptobasidiaceae.
GCUAAGACGAGGGACGGAGAUUGAUGCGCCCUCCUGGUCAUGCGCCAUGCACCUUUCGGAUUUCUCCUUGGUCUUUACCCCUCCCCCUUCUCUCCCUCUAUAGAGCCUGGCGCCAAUUUGGAGACCAGAGAGACGCAGCCCCCUUUUUGUUUCGCGCAUCCCGUUCCGAAGCACGCAUUGGUCCCUUACCACCGCUUACUUAUCAAUUACUGGCCGCUGGCGCUGACAUGGCCGUCGUCCUCCUCUCUUUAGUUUUGAUCCAGUGACAUCUUUCCUUCGCCAUGGAUACAAACAUUCAUCAUCCUGGCCUGCCAGGCGAUGUGACAAUGCGCUCGGCCAGCGCCGAAGGCUUCGCUCUCCAGCAACACAUUUUUUCUCCCCAGCCCGACAAGCAAACAGGCAACGAGCAGCCAGCAUUCCACCCUCACGUUCUUCACCGUCAUCCCGACGACAUUUACAGACGCGAUUCUGCAAAGAUUACUUGGAUGCCCUCCGACGAGGAAGAGGAAGAGGAGGAAGACGACGACGGCGCAAUGGACUGCGACGACGUAGACGUUUCGCUCCGUGACGCGCGAAGUGCACGUCCUAGGCAUGGCUCUUCCCUCUCGAACAGCUCCCUCGACUCUGGGUCGUCUGGCUCGCCUAUCGACAGCCAAUACAUCGAGGAACCUGAACUGUCGCAAUCAUUUGGAUCAACGAAGAGCUUCGACGUCAUGACGCCCAUUCGCAACCAGGCCAUGACUUCUGCUCCAUCCUCGUCUGCCAACGUCCUGACGCCCUCGCCGGUCUCCCGCUUCCAGUCAUCCGACGCCACCGUGCAGGACCGCCUCUCGAAUUUCUCUUUUGGCAGCGUCAGCCCUCGGGUCGGAAGCAGUCAAACCUUGUCGCCAAGCAUGCGCCCUGCGGCCCUUGCUACUUCGCCCCUCGGGAGCGAGCAAAGCACCAGCUACGCCACUGCUGAUAAGCACGCUACCAACGACCACACAGAGGCUGUUAACCACGCAAAGCUGGGCGACGUGCUGGGCUUGAAGCUUACCCCGACCUCUCCGGACCACAGCUGUGUUUCAGGAGCAGACGCGCAAAGCCCAAAGACAAUGACAACCAACAACCGCCAGAACAACAAUACGGCCACAAUUCGCCUUGCCGGCGGCCGGAACCCACCUCCCGGCCUCGCGGGGAGACUCAAGAUCAGCCUGCCUCCCCCCUCGCUGUCAUCUGCAUUCAACAAUCCAAACGCCCCACAGACGCCAGGCGGUCAUAUCGCCAGCGGUGCCAGGGAUGGCGCGGCCCAUGGUGCUACCCCCGUUAGUCCCUUUGAGCCGCCCACGCCUCUCUGCGGCCCCAUGGGCAACAAAAUCUCUCCCUAUUUUCCAUCGUCAUCGACCUCGUCUCAGCCACGUCCGUCGGUGAGGCCUCAGCAAACGCACAGGCAGAGCAUGCCGGUCAUCACACCCAUCCGUGUUCAGCCCUCGACAAGGCGACCACAGCAGAUGCAGCGCAACGGUUCGAUGGGCUUGUCACCGCUAUCAUCGGAGUUUGCCGCUGUCAGCAUGAAGAAGGUCAACAGCACAAAGGGCACUGCCUCGGAGGUCAGCCGCGACGCUAGCAGCCACGUCUCGGACGGUGGCGAGAGCAGCGCAGAGAGCAGCCAAGGCAGUCAGGCAUCUGUCUCGACGACGGCCUCUUCAACUUCGACGCUUCUCACUCCUCCUUACUCGCCAUUUCAACAGUCCAAGCCUCUGUUGCCACCAGAGUAUGACAUGUCCCUGGACCGGCAACAGAGCUGGAACAGCUCCACGAGUAAUGUCAGCGCAACGAGCAGCAACUCCGGCAUGAAAAAGCGCAACACCGGUGGCUCUGAUUCUUCGGUCGGUGCAUCGAGGACAAAGCCCAAGACGACGGCAAAGAUGGCUCCAUACCCAAUCAACCGUGAGAACUCACCUGCCAGGUCGCCACCGCCGUCGCAGCAAUCUGCCCCUCGCCUGGCCCCAACGCCUGUGCAGAAUGCCGCCUCGUCGCUGCUCAAAGACCGCAUCAAGCCUGCUAUCGCAGCUCCACCCAUGGAGAAAUCCAUGUCGGAAUCGGCGGUACCCAAGACAGUCUCUGGUCGCCACUUGGCCAACCGCAGACUACACCCCGUCUUCAGCAGCAACUACACCUUGGGCGAUGAGUUGGGAAGCGGUGGCUUCGGUUUCGUCGUCAGGGCUACGAGGGAUCGUGACGGCAUGCCAGUCGCGGUCAAAUUUAUCUGGAAGAACAAGGUGCCCACCCACGGAUGGGUUCGCGACCAGGAUCUGGGCGUGAUCCCGAUGGAGGCAUUUGUGCUCAAGGCCGUCGACCACCCAUGUGUCGUCAAGUUCGUCGACCUUUUCGACGAUGACGAGUUCUUCUACCUCAUCAUGGAGCACCACGGCUCGCCUUGGAAGGCUGGUGGGCAGCAGCAACCUCAGGACAAGGACGAGGGCGUUGCAGUCGAUAAGUCGGCAAAUCUUCCAUCGUCGCCUCCCGCAGCUCCCUUGAUGCAGCAGUCCAAGUCGCAGCCGUGUGCCGCUAAGCCGCUCGAAUCGCCUAAACUUGCCGUCUUUCCUCCAGAGAGCAACGUGGCGACGCCUGUCUCGAUGGAGGAGAAGCCGGUUCGUCCACCCCAAGCGAUCGCCAUGGAGCGACGAUCGUCGUGCGACCUGUUUGAAUGCAUUGAACAACACUCGCGCCUACCUGAAGACAAGGCUCAGUGGGUCUUUGCGCAAGUCGUCGAGGCCGUCUACCACCUGGAUCGUAAGGGCAUUUAUCACCGUGACAUCAAGGACGAAAACUGUGUCGUCGACAGCGAUUUCAACGUCAAGCUCAUCGACUUUGGCUCGGCCGUUGUUACCGACAUCCGCAAGCCCACGCCAUACUUCAACCGCUUCUUUGGCACAAUGACUUUCGCCAGCUCCGAGAUCCUUCAAGGAAAGCAGUACAGAGCACCUCAUGCAGAGAUGUGGAGCCUGGGCGUCUUGCUCAGCAUCCUCCUCAGCGGCGAGUGCCCCUUCCCCGAUCCGACGUCGGCCAUUCGCGGCAAGCUUCCCACGCCUAAGGGCAACUGGAACCGAGACGCUUUCGCGAUCCUUCAGGCAUGCCUCGACGUUGACCCUGAGAGGCGCGCAACAAUCAAGGAGGUCCGCGAGCACCCGUGGGUGGCACAAGCUUGGAAGAGGCAAGGUGUCUCCCGCCCCAAUUGAUUUUGCAGUCAUUGCCUCGUGCAACGACAAGCAAUCCACCACCAAACAAUCUUUGACUCGGACAAUUGUGUAUAUCCCGGCUCUUUUACGACCAUUAACGAUCACGCCUCGGCCUAAUUUCUCUCGCCCACGGUCAUGACUUCGCCUAACUUAUUAACGACCUGGCGUCCACACCCCCCACACACGAUCCCCUCCUUCUUCUUUGUUCAUAUCUGUAUCCAUAUUGUCAAGUUUCCGCCUUGGCGUCCCAGUCUCCGCAUUCGCAGCAGCAGCAUCAGUCACUCCCUUCCACUUCCGCCGAGACCUGAUAGAGAUGGCAAAAUAGCUGGUUCUGUUCUUGCAUCUCCUCUAAAAACUAUUUCGAUGAGAAUACACCUG